UAUGUUCAUUGAAUUUCUCAGCUGCUCAAGAUAUAAUGACCAAAACCGCGACCGAUUGCUGGACUUCCUUUGCUCCCUAUUUGGCAAAUGUUGUAUGUUGUCCUCAAUUUGAUGCCAUGUUGAUAACGCUGAUAGGUCAGUCAAGUAAAUACACAGGACUGUUAGCUUUGAACAAAACUCAUGCUAACCACUGCCUCUCAGAUAUUCACAAGCUUUUGGUUAGUCAAGGAGCAAAUGAAAACCUAAACACCAUUUGCUCAGUUCAUCCAUCAAAUCUCACCGAAGGCUCGUGUCCCGUUGCAUCCGUCGACGAAUUGGAGAGCAUUGCAGACUCUUCUAGACUUCUAACUGCUUGUAGAAAAAUUGACCCUGUAAAUGAGUGUUGUGAUCAAGUUUGCCAAAACGCAAUAGAUUACGCUGCAAGGAAAAUCGCCUUCAAUGAUAUGUCUAAUUCGAAUGGAAACCAUAGCUUGCCUCCAAAGUUAGCUCGGAUCAAGGAUUGUAAGAAUAUCAUCCUACGCUGGCUGGCCGGAAAACUCAAUCCAUCCACUUCAAAUAGUGUUUUUAGAGGACUUUCAAAUUGCAACCUAAACAAAGUCUGCCCGUUGGUUUUUCCGAAUGUCACAAGAAUUGCGAAAGAAUGUGGAAAUAAGAUAAGAAAUCAAACAACUUGCUGCAAAGCCACUAAAAGUUACGUGACCCGUUUGCAAGAACAAAGCUUUGUGACCAAUCUUCAAGCCUUAAAAUGUGCUGUAUCACUUGGAAAGAAGUUGCAGAAAGAAAACGUCUCCGAAAAUGUCUACAAUCUUUGCCACAUAAGCUUGAAAGAUUUUUCUCUUCAAGUUGGAUCACAAGAAUCGGGAUGCCUUUUGCCGAGUUUGCCUUCUGAUGCAGUAUUCGAUAGAACUUCGGGAAUCGGAUUCAUUUGCGACCUUAAUGACAACAUUGUUGCUCCGUGGCCUAUGACAUCUUACGCACUACAAUCUUCGUGCAAUAGAACUACAAAACUUCCAUCCCUUCCUACAGCAACAUCUUCUCAAAAUGGUCUUUUCAUUAAUAUUUUAGUUUUGCCUCCACUUUUCACCUCUAUACUACUUCUCAAGAGGCUUCUUUAGCAAUAUCAUUGUUUCAAAAUUCAUUGAAGUUGUAAACAUGUUAUGUUUCCUUUUACAAAGAGAUAAUAUAGAAAAAAAAAGAAUUUCCUUAAGUUCUUUCUGUAUUGG
Messenger RNA from Vicia villosa (hairy vetch), 1223 nucleotides. RefSeq lists its product as uncharacterized. The record is from RefSeq and is a predicted model, not a curated record. Lineage: Eukaryota; Viridiplantae; Streptophyta; Magnoliopsida; Fabales; Fabaceae. Bases 36 to 1115 code for a protein of 359 amino acids. The transcript has 6 exons. Gene Ontology annotation, cellular component: plasma membrane.